CAGAGGGCAGCCGAGUUCAGUCGAUCUUGUUUAUACCGGCGCUUUAUGUACACACCGAAACGUGAGCAUUGUGAGACCGCGAAAUUAUAUUAAAACGUAGCCACGCGCUGGAUUGUAUUCAAUUUGUUCUUUCUGGUAUGCGACGACUGACAUUUGUCGUUGAAAAAUCGAGGAGAAUGAACGCUGAUGCAUUAAUGGCGCGCCUGUUCGGCUAGGCCGCGUGACGAGACAUGGGUGAGGGUAAUGGGAGAAUGAGCUCAGCUCGUGGCUCCAGACUUGACAACGUAACGGUUCUAUAUCCGUGGCGUGGAAUCCUGUGGAAGAUCAGGUUCGCGUCUCCUUCGAAUUUCAUCGAUGGCAGCUGAAACUUUUCGCCGCGUUCAGUGACACGUGACACGGACCCAUACGCCGAACACGGCUUUAAUCGAAGCGAAGUGUCGUUCUAAUCUCGCGUCAAUAUUCUCGACUUAGAUCGUGGGUGAGAUAGUGGUGAUCGCGAUUAGAAAAACUAUCAGGGCGUAGUCCACGUGAAAGAUGAGUUACUACGGUGACGGGGGCUCAGCUCCGCUGGAUGACAUUUUCGUCAAGGCGGCCGUUGAGGUGAAACGGUUCCUCCCGUCGCUUUUCAACAUUAAAGUGUUAGGGGAGAAAGGGUCUGGCUUUAGACCGCGAGGUGCUGUUCAAGAUUUCAACACACUCAGGCGAGAAUGUCUUACGACAGGCACGCUUUUCGAAGACCCCGAGUUUCCGGCAGAAGACUCGUCCUUGUUUUUCUCAAAAAGACCUGACAGAUAUAUAGAAUGGAAGAGGCCAAUGGAAAUCGCAGACAACCCUCAGCUAUUUGUGGAGGGUUUCUCCAGGUUCGAUGUCCAGCAGGGUGAAUUAGGAGACUGUUGGUUGCUCGCAGCUGUUGCGAAUCUUACCAUGGAUUCAAACUUAUUUUUCCAAGUAGUACCAGAAGAUCAGAGCUUCGAGGAAAAUUACGCUGGUAUUUUCCACUUCAGGUUCUGGCAGUAUGGUAGGUGGGUGGACGUGGUGGUCGACGACAGGUUGCCGACUUAUCACGGCGAAUUAAUGUACCUGCGAUCGGCUGAGAGUAACGAGUUUUGGAGCGCCCUUUUGGAGAAAGCCUAUGCGAAGCUCCAUGGCUCGUACGAGGCAUUGAAAGGUGGUACCACUUGCGAAGCGAUGGAAGACUUCACGGGUGGUGUCACGGAAAUGUACCAAAUGGACGAUACCCCGCCGAAUCUGUACAGUAUUUUGUUAAAGGCUUACGAAAGGAGCUCGCUGAUGGGUUGCUCGAUAGAGCCUGAUCCAAAUGUAUUGGAGGCGGAAACGCCUCAAGGACUAAUCAGGGGCCACGCAUACAGUAUUACUCGAGUGAAAUACGUGGAAAUACAAACACCGAAUCAGUAUGGUAAAAUACCCUUGCUUAGGCUUAGGAAUCCUUGGGGAAACGAGGCGGAAUGGAAUGGUCCUUGGAGCGAUCAGUCACCGGAAUGGAGAUUCAUACCCGACCAUGAGAAAGAAGAGUUAGGCCUGACCUUUGACAUGGACGGUGAAUUCUGGAUGUCGUUCCAGGACUUCACACGAUACUUCACGCAGUUAGAAAUAUGUAACUUAAACCCGGACUCGUUAGCUGAGGCCGAGUUAGACGCUGGUAAAAAGAAGUGGGAAAUGAGCGUGUUCGAAGGAGAAUGGGUACGAGGCGUCACAGCUGGAGGUUGCAGGAACUUUUUGGAAACUUUCUGGCAUAAUCCACAAUAUCGAAUCACAUUGGAGUAUCCCGAUGAAGAUGACGACAAGUGUACAGUGAUUGUUGCCUUGAUGCAAAAGAAUAGACGAGCACAAAGAAGGAUGGGAGCUGAGUGUCUCACUAUUGGAUUUGCAAUAUACCAUUUAGAGUAUCCUGAACGGUUGCCCAAGCCAUUAGACAUCAACUUCUUCAAAUACAACGCUUCAGUGGCUAGAUCGCCAGCAUUUAUAAAUUUGCGAGAAGUUACAUGCCGUUUUAAAUUGCCACCUGGAGUAUAUUGUAUAGUGCCAAGUACAUUCGACCCUAACGAGGAAGGUGAAUUCUUGCUUCGAAUUUUCUCUGAAAAUAAAAAUAACAUGGAAGAAAAUGAUGAAGAAGUUGGUAUUGGAGAAAUCGAUGAUAGGGUGAUUAAUCCUAAUGGUAAUAAGGAACGCGAAGAUGGAGGCAAGGUUCCAAGUGAUCCAGAACCAGACAGAAACGCUGAUAAGGUUCGAGAAUUUUUCAAGAAGCUUGCUGGUGAUGAUAUGGAGGUAGAUUGGAUGGAGCUCAAGGAAAUCUUAGAUUUUGCAAUGAGAAAAGAACUACCACAAUCGACGGGUCGUAGUGAGGCUCAUGCCACAGAAUCUGUACAAGGAUAUGGUUCCUUUAUCGACACACUCAUCUCACUGCUGUGCGGCGUUUUUUGUAAUAAUGAACAGUACAAUAAGCCCGUAGAAACGAACGAUAGAGGAUUCAGUAAAGAUGUUUGCCGCAGCAUGGUUGCCAUGUUGGAUGUCGAUCAUUCUGGUAAACUCGGAUUCGAAGAAUUCAAAACUUUGUGGAAUGAUAUAAGGAAGUGGAGGGCGGUGUACAAAUUGUACGACAAAGAUGAGUCAGGAUACUUAAGUGCGUUCGAAUUGCGACAAGCGUUGAACAGUGCUGGGUAUCGACUCAAUAAUCAUAUUUUAAAUAUUUUGGUCCACCGUUACGGAACGAAAGACGGUAUGGUCACCUUCGACGACUACAUAAUGUGUGCAGUACGGCUAAAGACAAUGAUAGACAUUUUUAGGGAACGAGAUCCCGAUACGACUAAUACGGCUACAUUUUCAAUGGAGGAGUGGAUAGAAAAAACAUUAUACUCGUAAUCGAAUUCGUGUGGAAUUUAUGAUAAGGAAAGAAAUACCUCCGUUUGGUUUUCAUGGUUUUCUGUGCUGAAGAGUAAAUUAUAAAAAAUUAUAAUAUAAUUAUGAUAAUAACAAUUAUAAAAUUAUAAAUAUUACACGUACAGUGACACUGCUCUGUUAUGAGAAAUUAAUUACAAACAGUGAGUCUUAAUUUGCGCUUAUCGAAAUUACUCAUCUCUUUAUCAAAGAACUUUUAUUUUGGGCUGUGUUUUUAUUAAUUUUUAUAAAACGAACGAGAAAUAGAGAUGUGUCUUGAAUUAAUCUGCUUAUAGCAUAGAGAAAACCGAAGAGGGAAACGAUGUUGUUAAAUGAUUACGAGAAAGUAUGUAUAGAAAAUUGCUAUUUAUAGUAACAGAUGUGUUGCAUUUCAAUUGAUGCUAUUAUGUGUGUCGAUAGAAACUGGUGUUGCGUGCCUUGGGAUGUCCUUGUAUAUCUAAAUUUUAAAUUUGUAAAGAAAAAGUUAUCGUCAAAUAAUUACUUCUGAGAGCGGAUAUAAAAGUAUUAUACCAUGUUAUAUACGAACUUCUGAAAUGUAUGAUUAUAAAGAACAUAAAUUAUUUUA
Nomia melanderi (Alkali bee) is the source of this 3481-nucleotide messenger RNA. RefSeq names its product calpain A (gene CalpA). The record is from RefSeq and is a predicted model, not a curated record. NCBI's taxonomy places the organism in Eukaryota, Metazoa, Arthropoda, Insecta, Hymenoptera, Halictidae. Gene Ontology annotation, molecular function: calcium-dependent cysteine-type endopeptidase activity; calcium ion binding. Gene Ontology annotation, cellular component: cytoplasm. Gene Ontology annotation, biological process: proteolysis.